GCAGGUGUCUGGACAGCAGCAGGCAAAAAGAGAACACGGAAGUAGCAGAAAUCAGGUGCCCAACCUCGCUCUUCAUUGCCAAGUGGGUCCCUCGUUCAUACAAUCUCAGAAUAUCUCCUUUCCUCACUUAAGCUGCUUAAUGUGAGCCUCACUUCCUUUUGCUGCGGGCUAAGCUCAGCCUGGAAGCAUGUACAACUCCAUCUGUUAGAAAAGAACCCUCCGGUCUUUUACGUGCACGCCUGUGUUGUGGAAGGCUGGGACGGCGAGGUCCUGAAGCAGAGUCGGUCUACAUCCCAGCGCAUACAACUCUGAGAGCUCAGCGCUUGGGUUUGUUUCGGAAAGAAGCUGACAGGAAGCUCCCUGGAAGCUUCCCUAUGCUGUGCUAAGGGACUCUCCUAUUUGUGCGUCCUCCUGCCGCACAGUUAUCUACGACACCGGAGUGUCUGGAGUCUGUCCCCAACCGAGGGCAGGCUCUGGGUGUUUGGCUUUACAACCUCAACGUCUACAAGGCCCCGGGCAAUGCGAACGGCCUUGGUCACCGGUGGCGCCUUCUUCCUCCGGCAACAAAGUAGCCCAGUUCCAAAACCUUAAGUCUCUCACAGUGUUUCAGGGAGCAGGGAAGCACCGCCCUCUCGCUGGGGUAGGCCCUCCCCAGCCUCCAGGGUCACCAUCCUCCUCUGCUCUGUGCUGCCGUCUACCGGUGAGCGGGAGCGCGACAGCGGCAUGGUGGAAAGGAAGUGCCUGAGUUUCGAGGGCGCAGACGCGAGUGCACGCUGCCGUCCCCCCCCUCCCCCGCGCCUCCCAGCCGUUCUGCGCCUGCGCACCGACUGCCAGCUGCAAGGACCGAAGAGGCAGGAAGGUUUUUCUCGAGGAAGAUACAGAGUCUGCAGAUAGUGGAGAGUCAGGGGCGAACUGGACCAGGUGGCUGGGGCAAGUCCCAGGGCGGUGAGGAGCUGGACAGAUUGGCAGAAGGCAGGCCCCAUUACCCCCGCUGUAUGUAAAGGGGAGAGCAGUGCUACAAAGACAUGACACGCGUGGCACAUCACGGCCAUGGGAUCUCAGCAUUCUGCCUUUGCACAUGCUCCCUCCUGCAAGCGAAAGAAAGAAGAUGACAGGGAGGCUUUGCUGACUGAUCUAGAACAGGAAGAAGCCAUUGCUCAGUUCCCAUAUGUGGAGUUCACAGGGAGAGAUAGCAUCACCUGUCUCACGUGCCAAGGAACAGGCUAUAUCCCAACAGAGCAAGUCAAUGAAUUGGUGGCUUUGAUCCCACAUAGUGAUCAGAGAUUGCGCCCUCAGAGAACACUGUCCAGCCAGGUUCAGUACAUGAACACAGUGGUUGGCACAUAUGUGACCACUAACAUCUCCCCCAUUCCACCGAGGAGUGAGCAACUGGUGAAUUUUACGGUGAAGGCGGAGAUGGGAGGACCAUUUUCUUAUGUGUACUUCUUCUGUACAUUACCUGACAUCCUGGUGCACAACAUAGUGAUCUUCAUGCGAACUUCAGUGAAGAUUUUAUAUAUUGGUCACAUGACCCAGAGCUCCUUGGAAACACAUCACUAUGUAGAUUGUGGAGCAAAUUCCACGGCUGUUUAGCAUCUGCUCAUGGUUCUCCAGUGGCAAUACCUGUAGAAGAGAGCCCAGCAUCUGUUCCUGAGUUCCAUACUGAUCCCAGGUGGUAUAAGAAGAGGACAAAUUUUUUUUUCUUAGCCCACAGCAAACCACCCUCCUACCCCUUAGGGGGAACCUCCUUCCUAUAGCACCAUGUAUGUUUCUCAGAACCAGCAGAAUCACUGCCCAGUGCCUAGCCUGUGCCCAGCAAAUAGUUGGCACUCAAUAAAGUUUGAAGAAUUUAAUUUAGAUCUUUUUAGCUGUUCUUGAGGCAUUAUAAGCUGAAUCUAUACCAUGCUUCUAGGUUAUCAAACCACAGAGUGGCAUGAAGAUAGGACUGUUAGUGCAUCUGCAGAUAUAUCAGUGCCUCAUCUGCACAGAGUGGCAUCAGGGUACCCUUGAAAUACCUGAAAGAAGAGGGCAUGGAACCACUCAAUGUGUGCAUUUGUUUGAUCUGUUUCCAAAUGCCUAGAAGCUUUUAAAAGAAAGAUUUUAUUUUUCUUUUUUUUUUUCUUGUAGAAAUUCACACUUGUUUCUACCCAAAGUCUAUGUGGGGCUUGGUUUACCCUUCAUCCAUUGGCUGGAACAUGGACUGGGGGUUUGAUUAAAAAAAUAAAUAAACUCUGUUUUUGAUUCCU
Molecule: messenger RNA, 2246 nt
Organism: Ictidomys tridecemlineatus (thirteen-lined ground squirrel)
Lineage: Eukaryota; Metazoa; Chordata; Mammalia; Rodentia; Sciuridae
Source: RefSeq, a predicted model, not a curated record